AUGGCGGACCUAGAGCAACUCGAAACCCGUCGCCUCGAAUUGGAAGAGAACGUGGCAAAACUACGCAAAACUUUGCAGCAUUGGCGAACAUGGGAUCUGGAAUAUGAAGGCUUGAAGGAAGAGCUUUCGUCGGGUGUCAAUGUACAAUCUGAAGAGGAUUGUACACGCAUCAGUGAAAAGUUUGGAGGAGAGCUUGUAAAUGCAAAAGAAAUCUUUGAAUUAUUCGGAGUUGGAAAAGGACCAAUUCGCCAUCCGAUAGAGGUCACCAAGCUAAUCGACAGACGGCUCGACUAUGUCCAACAAAAUGUGUCAACGAUUUCCAAGCAAGUGGAAAAGAUAGAAGGACAACUUUCGGAGGUCCUGGAACAGAUGGACAAAGAGGACGAUGAAUCCCCAGAACUUGGGUUCCCCAUGACUGAGAUUAUCGAGGAACUGGACGAAGACGGCAACAUCAUCUCGAGCAAAGUCACACAACCGGAACAACAAACAGCGCAAAUCAUCGAAACUCUUCGCAAAGCUGGCUUGAAAGAAAUGGACUCGAAAUCAGGCAUUGAAGAGAAAACCAGGAAUUCUGCGCCCAAAGUUGAAGGAAAGGGACCCGCUCCCUCCGAGAUCAAAUCACAGGAUACGCCAAAAGCUGCAGCUGGAUCAUCGAAGGCGGCCAAGAAAGGAGUCAGUUUCGCAGAAGAAGUUCAGGAAAGAGAGAUUCCGUCUCGUGCUGAUAACGCCAAUGCCAGCAAAUCGUCUGGAGUCAACCCUGCCCUGUUCAAUGGCUCAUUCGCCAACGGCGAGCGUGUUAUCGAGCUGGACGAUGACGAUGAGAUUAUUGGAGCUCAGGCUGUCAUUCCCGAGGACGAGUCACCAGAAGAUGCACGCUUGCGAAGAGAAAUGCUUCAGUACAAUCUAAAUGAAGUCGGACAAGUGGUCGCUGAGCUAGAUUUGGACGAGAACUUGUCCGAGUUCGAGGACGACGAAGACUAUUUCGACGACGAAUAUGACAGCGAGAUAUCAGAGGAAGAAGAUGAGCAUGGAAGAUCGAUCCGUCCUGGCGUCACCAAGAGCUAUCGCGAUCAGAUGCAGGAGCUGGAAAAACAACUUCGCUCAAGAGUCAUUGGAAACCUUGGGCCCAACCUUGAAGAGGUCGAUCCUGUCUAUGACCCUGAAGGACUUCGCCGACUUGUGGUUCGCAGUGAGGAAGGCGCUUCGGGCGAAAACAUCAAGUCAGCAUCCUCAAAGGGCAAGGAACCAGCUAGGGCAGAUGCAUCUGCGAAGAAGGGAGUCAGGUUUUCUGAAGAGCUUGAUGUUCAAGAAGCGCCAAAGGCACCAGAAGCACCUAUCAUUUCCAAGCCACGCAGCGCACCCAUUGCCGAUGUUGUUGAGCGCGCACCUACUCAGGUCGCACCUCCCUCGCAACCGGCACAGCCUCCAGCCAAGGUCUCUCGCUUCAAACAAAACAGAGCCGCUGCGACCCCUGAGGCCUCUCAGCCCGAACCUUUCCAGGGCCAAGUCCCUGGGACCGUCAUCUCGGACAACAUCGUCGAACACUCAUCUGCAUCGUCGACAAAUGCACGUGCGCCCGAGGAAGCAGACGAGCUUGACCCCGAGCUGCAGCAGCGUCAACUGGCUUCUGAAUACUACCGUCUACGCAACAACAUCAUUCGUCAACAAGGCGGUUUCAAGGAAACCGAAGAAGAGAAGGAUGACCCAUUGAUGGAGCAGUUCCCCGAUGGCAAGCUGAAGAAGGUCAGCAGAUUCAAGGCUGCCAGGAUGAAGUUCUAG
Molecule: messenger RNA, 1779 nt
Organism: Aureobasidium pullulans EXF-150
Lineage: Eukaryota; Fungi; Ascomycota; Dothideomycetes; Dothideales; Saccotheciaceae
Exons: 3
Coding region: 1-1779 (592 amino acids)
Biological process (GO): negative regulation of phosphatase activity; negative regulation of transcription by RNA polymerase II
Molecular function (GO): phosphatase inhibitor activity; chromatin binding; transcription corepressor activity
Source: RefSeq, a predicted model, not a curated record